This is a messenger RNA of Penicillium brevicompactum, 1539 nucleotides long. RefSeq names its product hexadecenal dehydrogenase. The record is from RefSeq and is a predicted model, not a curated record. Gene Ontology annotation, cellular component: cytoplasm. NCBI's taxonomy places the organism in Eukaryota, Fungi, Ascomycota, Eurotiomycetes, Eurotiales, Aspergillaceae. Gene Ontology annotation, biological process: aldehyde metabolic process. Gene Ontology annotation, molecular function: aldehyde dehydrogenase (NAD+) activity. The transcript is spliced from 4 exons. The coding region runs from base 1 to 1539 and encodes 512 amino acids.
AUGUCUAAUCUUCCCGAAUUGAAAUACACCUCGCUGGACGAGAUCCCUGCGCGCGUUUCCACCGCCCGGAAUGCCUUUUUGGAAAACAAGACUCGUGACGUCGAGUUCCGUCUUGUGCAGCUGCGCAAGCUCUACUGGGCCAUCAAGGAUAAUGAGGAGCUCAUUUUCGAGGCCUGCGAAAAGGACCUGAACAAGCCGCGGUUCGAGACAAAUCUCGCCGAGAGCGGUUGGUUGCUUAACGAUAUUGUCUUCACCACGCGCAAUCUGCACAGCUGGGUUCAGGAUGAAAAAGCCAGCGAUAUCGACCUUGCCUUCAAGUUUAUGAACCCGAAGAUCCGCAAAGAUCCGCUCGGAUGUGUGCUGGUUAUUGGCGCAUUCAACUUCCCCUUCCAGUUGACCAUGGGCCCGGUCAUUGGCGCCAUUGCCGCCGGUAACACCGUGGUCAUCAAGCCUAGCGAGAGUGCCUCCCGCAGCGCGGCCGUUAUGCAGAAGAUCGUCGAGGAGAGCCUCGACCCCUCAUGCUACCACAUCAUCCAGGGUGCUAUCCCCGAGACGCAAGCCUUGCUUGCCGAAAGGUGGGACAAGAUUUUCUUCACUGGUAGUGCCAACGUUGGACGGAUCGUCGCCAAGGCGGCUGCGCCGCAUCUCACCCCCAUUGUUCUUGAGCUUGGCGGUAUCAACCCGGCCAUUGUGACCAAGAAUGCUGAUCCCAGACUUGUCGCUCGCCGCAUGCUUUGGGGUAAGACUUUGAACGCCGGUCAGCUCUGCACUUCGCAGAACUACCUGCUCGUCGACAAGCCCCUUGUCCCCCAGGUUGUUGAGGAGUUCAAGGCCGCAUAUCAGGAGUUCUACCCCGAUGGUGCUAGAAACUCGCCUGAUUACUCCCGUAUCAUCAGCCCCGCUGCUUUCGCCCGUCUCAAGUCCAUGCUUGACAACACCAAGGGUAAGAUCGUUAUGGGUGGAAGCGUGGACGAGAAGGAUCUGUUCAUCGACCCCACUGUUGUCCUGGUUGACUCCGUCGAUGACUCCCUGUGCACACAGGAGAGCUUCGGUCCUUUCAUCCCAAUUUUGGCUGUUGAAGACUUGGACGAGGCCAUCCGCCUCGCCAACGGUGUUCAGAGUACACCGCUGGGUCUCUACCCCUUCGGCAACAAGGCCGAUGUCGAAAAGAUCAUUUCAUCCACACGCUCUGGAGGUGUCUCCGUCAACGAUGCCGCUCUCCACAUCCCCACUCUGCCCUUCGGCGGUGUCGGCGAGAGUGGUCACGGUGCUUACCGUGGCCGUUCCAGCUUUGACGUCUGGGUGCACCGUCGCCCCGUCACCUCCACCCCCAGCUGGCUCGAGUCUAUCCUGUCUAUCCGCUACCCACCAUACGCGGGCAAGAUCAGCACCUGGAACGCGGCCAGCGCAUUGCAGCCUGACUUCGACCGCAACGGCAACAAGGUGACUCUCGGCUGGUUGCGCUAUGUUUCCACCCUCGGUGGAGGCACUGCGGCGUCUGGUGCCGGUAGAGCCGCUACCGUUGCUGCCAGUGAGUAA